This is a messenger RNA of Manihot esculenta (cassava), 3822 nucleotides long. RefSeq names its product auxilin-related protein 2. Gene Ontology annotation, molecular function: clathrin binding. The transcript is spliced from 8 exons. Gene Ontology annotation, cellular component: cytoplasm; intracellular membrane-bounded organelle; vesicle. The coding region runs from base 381 to 3254 and encodes 957 amino acids. Gene Ontology annotation, biological process: clathrin coat disassembly; clathrin-dependent endocytosis. The record is from RefSeq and is a predicted model, not a curated record. NCBI's taxonomy places the organism in Eukaryota, Viridiplantae, Streptophyta, Magnoliopsida, Malpighiales, Euphorbiaceae.
GCAUUAAAAAACAAAUUGAGAGAGAGAGAGAGAGAGAAAGACUUGGGACGAAGAACAAGAAGCUGCAGCUGCGAAGACUUAAUUAAUUACGAUUUGAUCCUCUCUUCUUCUUCUUCUCCACUUUCACAAAGGGAAAACAAAAAUAAAAAAGAAAAUUUCAUUUUCUUCCAUUAGUGUUAGUAAAUAUUUUUUGGUUUUCCCUUGAUUAUUCGAUAAUUCAAUAGUCACCCUUAAAUUUUGUUUCUCUUUUUUACCCACAUCCUCCGAUUUCCUUUAUCUUUUGGCAAUUUCCUCUGUUAGAUCUAAGAAAUUUUCGUUUCCGAAAUCACCACCAUUCACUCGCCUGGCCGAUCAGAUCCACAGCCGCUUAUUUCAAAUCUAUGGAUGAGUUUCAUGGUCUCUUGGCCGGGGACUUUGGCGUCAAACCCCAGGGUAAAUCCGCCCCCAUGGCUCCCUCCCGUAAUACCAACACCAACAGUAACAAUUUCUCCUCUGUCAAUUACGGUCUCGGAUCCGGUGCUUCUUCUCACUCCCGAUCGUCUUACUCCUCAAACAAAUCUGCUCCUGUUUUUGAUGAUUACGAUCACGAUCACAGCCCCAGUGAUGGUCUCUUGUUCAACGAUGUCUUUGGUGGCUCGCCUAUGUAUACGGAAUCGCGUGGCGGCGGUACUGGUGGAGGAAAUAAGUCUUCUUCUUCUUCUGCAUUUGAUUAUGAUUCCAUUUUCAAGGACCAGAAUGCGAAAUACGGGUCUAUUCCUGUUUUUGAUAAGCCAGUUUAUGAUGAUGAUAUUUUCGAUGGAUUGCCAGGCCUCAAGAGUUCGUCGGUGGGUUCGCAACCGGCUAAGUUUGAUGAUAUGUUUGCUUCGAUCGGCACUGCUUCUUCCCCCAAUCGUAGGGCGCAAAACAACAGCUCGCCAUUUGAUGAUCUGUUGGGGAAUUUAGGUAAAAAAGGGACUGAAUCCAGGAGAGAGACUGCCAAAGCGGACAAGGAUUCAGUUGCUUUUGAUGAUUUGCUUCCUGGUUUUGGUCGCAGUAGCACCCCUAGUAUUCCCAGGUCAACUUCAGAGUCUAGUCGGUCCCAGAAACAAUCUGCAGAUUCGACCAGGACUGCCUCCAGUAUGAUGGAAGACCCUUUUGUAGUUUUAGAGUCAGCUUCAACCCCUGCAGCUUCAUCGUCUGGGUUGUAUGUAGACCCAUUGGAAGAAAUUAGUAAAUUCAGUACCUCUGGAAGCACAAAGUUUGACAAUUCAUCUGUUAAUACAGGAAUGUUUGAUGAUAUGGACUCCUUUGAUAAUCUUGGAAGGAGAGGAAAAGAUGGGAGCCCGUUAAGAACUGGACCGAGCAUGGGUGGCACUUAUUCAGCUGCUAGUAAGGAGCCAGUUGACAAAUAUCCUGUGGAUGAAGCUGAAAGCCAGUCAAAGAAGAAGAUGCCCAAUGAUGAUUUCCAGGAAUCGCAUGAAACCUUGUUUGAUAUGCCUCCUGUUGGUCAGGAUGUCUCAUCUCCUUCAUAUGUGAAUACGAGUUCUAAUGAGGCAAAUUCAUCUCGAAGAUCUGAAGAUAUUUCUGAAUCACUUGAUGAUGUGUGGCUUACUGUGUCUGAAGUUCCUCUUUUUACUCAACCCACAAGUGCUCCACCCCCUUCAAGACCCCCACGGCCUAGACCACCUCGGAUUUCAAAGUCAGAGAGAGGUUCUUUUUCUUCAGCAUACUCGAGAAAGAAGGUUAAUGAAAAUUCCACUACAUACCCCCGUGCAGCAGGGAGCUCAGUGGCAUCUCAAAUAGAUGAACUUGAAGAUUUUGCAAUGGGUAGAACCCAGAGCAAUUUUAGUGAACAUGCUGAUGCUCUUUAUGGAGAAGAUGUUGAUGCAAAUGCAUCUUCUGCUGUGAAGGAGGCCAUGGAUAAAGCAGAAGCCAAAAUCAGGCAAAUGAGAGAAAGGGAGUAUCUUAAGGCUGCUAGAAGUAGAGAAACUGGUCAACUAGAUAAAGAUGUGCAAGAAGCUCAACAGAGAGAAUUAAAAGAAAGGCAAGAAAGAUUGGAACGUGAGAGGCAACAAAGGGAAAGGGAGGAGGAAGAGAGAGAACAGAGGAGACUUGAGAAAGAGAGGGAAAGAGAGGAGAAAGAAAGAGAACAGAGGAGGCUUGAGAGAGAGAGUGAGCGAGCAAGGGAGAUAGAGAGAGAAAGGGAAAAGGCCAGACAGGCAGUAGAGAGGGCUACCAGAGAGGCGCGAGAAAGAGCAGCUGCUGAAGCACGCCUAAAAGCUGAAAGAGCUGCUGUGGAAAAGGCAGCUGCUGAAGCUCGAGGGAGAGCAGAAAGGGCUGCAGUUCAGAGAGCACACGCUGAAGCCCGUGAAAGGGCAGCAGCAGAGGCGAGAGAAAGAGCAGAAAAGGCUGCUGCAGAAGCACGAGAAAGGGCAAGUGCUGAAGCAAGAGAGAGAGCUGCAGUUGCAAGGGCUGAAGCUGAUGCUAGACAGAGGGCUGAACGAGCUGCUGUUGAAAGGGCUGCAGCGGAGGCUCGUGAAAGGGCUGCUGCAGAAGCUCGAGAAAGGGCAGCUGCUGCAACUAGAGCAAAUCAACAGAGGGAUGAUAAUGACCUUGAAUCAUUCUUCAGUUCUCGAGCAAGCAGUGCACCGAGGCCUAGGGCUAGCUCUACGGAUCCUUUCCUUGACUCCCAGAAUAAGGGAGGGUCUGAAGCUGCCAGAAGGACAUCUGUUGGAGCUACAUCUAGUAUGAAGAAAGCAUCUUCAACUGCAAACCUUGUCGAUGAUCUAUCUUCAAUUUUUGGAGCUACUGGAACAUCUGGAGACUUCCAAGAGGUUGAAGGGGAAACUGAAGAGAGGCGAAGAGCUAGGUUGGAACGUCAUCAAAGGACUCAGGAGCGCGCGGCAAAAGCACUGGCUGAGAAGAACCAACGUGACCUUCAAGCUCAGAGGGAACAAGCAGAGAGACAUCGGAUUGCUGAAACACUUGAUGUUGAGAUCAAGCGUUGGGCUGCAGGGAAAGAGGGGAAUCUACGGGCUUUGCUGUCAACACUGCAAUAUGUGCUAUGGCCUGAAUGCGGUUGGCAGCCUGUUUCGUUGACUGAUUUGAUUACUGCAGCUGCUGUUAAGAAAGUUUAUAGGAAGGCAACUUUAUGCAUCCAUCCUGAUAAAGUCCAACAAAAAGGUGCCAAUCUUCAACAAAAGUAUAUUGCUGAGAAGGUGUUUGACUUGCUGAAGGAAGCAUGGAACAAGUUCAAUUCUGAGGAGCUAUUUUGAAUUCCAGUGGUGAUAUUUGGCUCCAAACUACUUUAAUUUUGCAAUUACACUGUUCAUUGGGAGUGGCAAUGGGCAACUGCUGCAGCAGAUGUGUUUCUUGUAUCUGCUGUAGUUCACAAUCAAAUCACCGAUAAAAGCACAAACAGGGCACUUAUCGUUUGUAGCUAUUGAGAUGCCAGAAGGUUGAAGUAGUCUCUCAUAAUUCAGGGGGGCUGUAAAGGUGAUGUUCAUCCAGCACAUGCACCUGAGAGCUGGUAUUGCUUCUCCAUGUAGAGUAUCGUUCUGCAUACCCCAUUUGCAUUAGAUUUUUUGGGUUGGGGAGGAGGGGGAGGGAUCUUUUUUGUUAAUUCUUUUCUAUAGUGUUAUAUAUUAUUAUUAUUAUUAUUAUUAUUAUUAUUAUUUUCUCUUGUUGGUUUCACUUUUGGUAGUAGGGCAUGAUAUAUUUGAGAGGAUACAAAUAUGUUAAUUGAUAUCAAAAUGACUUCAUUUGGCUUUGUAUGAUUGUUGGGCUGUUAACUCUGAGCUGUAACGUUUCACACAUAAAUAUAUUUAUAUAUAUUUUUUUGAA